AGUAAUAUUUAUGGAGUUAUUCAACAUUAUCGGUGAAGUGAUAAGAUAUAAAUGGAAAACUGUACUUCGUCUGAGAAUUUUUGUCCCAUUUUCAUUUCUACUCAAUAUUCCUGCUCUAUUUUUUCCUCUGGCAGAAACUAUGAGUUUUGUUUGUUAAUUGUGUUUCAAAUUUGCAGCUUCCCCAUGCAUUUCAAAUUAACAGUUUUAUAAAGAAAAAAGCCUUGAAGCCUUGAGCCUUAUCUUUCUAUGAAAAUUUUGGAGAACGGUUGUUUCUCUUGAAUUAAAAUCUAUCGAAUUUUUUCAUUAAAUAUCCUUCAACACAAUACCAGAAUUUGUUGCAUAAUCUGCCAUAGAAUGUCUGCAAUAAACAGAGUGAGGCAUAGAAUUCUAAUAUAAGCUCGGAAAAAUUUUCCUGGAGUUCCAAUAGCACUUAAUUUUUUAAAUAUUUAAAUUUCUGGAACUAAGAAAGUGACCUAUUUUUAAUAUCAUAAGGAUUUUCCAUUUAUUUUUAAUAAUUCAUUUCGAAAUUGCAAAAUUUGUCAAAUACAAUCCUUUUCCACAAGAAUAACUUGCAUCAAAUAUAUCCAUUUCCUCGUAGCCUUUAUCGCCCAUGGACGAGCGCACUGGCGACUUUUUUUUAUAAUCUCCUUAAAAAAAAAUCUCAUGCGUCAAAUCAGCUGAUUAAGCAGCCAACGUCAGACCGGAGAGGCCUCACAUAGGCAAGUCCAUUAGGCGGCAAGUGCGCGUACAGGAACGUUCGAAACGUGAGCAAUCGGAUUUGAGGAUUUUCUCUCUAAAGAUCAAUACUGACAUGAGAUACUUGCGCACGGCACAGCUGUUGGGUUUCAGAUAAUUGUCGGUGUUUAUUCUUCAACGAAAUAUAUUUUCAAAAGGUGUUUGAUUGUUCAGACAUUUGUUUGAAUAGAUGAGGGACAGUGUGAGGCUGUUGGGAGCUCUUCUGAAGGCAUCGGAGAAGGCGGCGAAUAUUGCUCGCGCAUGUCGCCAGAAUGAGACACUCUUUCAGUUGCUUAUUCAGGAGAAAAGUGAGGAGGAAAAAAAUCCGAGAUUCUUUCAUGACUUCAAGACACUUGCUGAUGUUCUCAUUCAGGAGACUAUUCGACAUGACAUCGGACUGGAGUUUCCAGAGUUAGCGAAGCGGGUGAAGGGCGAGGAGACUAAUGUGUUCAGUAAUACCCUGGGUAAAACAGUUACCAUCGAAGUGCUCCCGACGCAGAUAGAGACUAGAAAUUUACUGGCACAAGUGCUGGAUAAUAAUAUCAUCACAGCUGAGACUCUUGCUAAUGAGAUCCAUCGAGAUGUUCCUGUCUCCGAAGUUCCAGUCGACACUGCAGCCGACGAUUUUUCCUUUGACAUCGAUGUCAACGAUCUGGCUAUUUGGAUUGAUCCCAUUGACUCAACCGCUGAUUACAUAAGUGGAAAUACUUUGGUGGACGAAACUACGGAUUUACACUUGAGUGGUUUACGUUGUGUCACUGUACUUAUAGGUGCAUAUUCAAAAUCAACUGGUCUGCCGGUUUUAGGAGUGAUAAAUCAACCGUUCUAUACAUGCCAAGAUUCCCAGUGGAAAGGCCAUUGCUACUGGGGCUUCGCUGACAGUGCAAAAAAUCUCCAAACAUCUUUUCCAAAGCCCGUAAAAUCAAACAAUGUAAUAGUGGUGAGUCGAUCGGAGGAUUCAACGAUCAGAUCGAAACUCACGAAUUGUGGAUUCAACUUGAUCGAAGUUUCCGGGGCUGGAUACAAAAUUCUGAGUGUUGCCACAGGUCAUGCGGAUGCUUACAUUCUCUCCAGGGGUUCGACGUAUAAAUGGGACACGUGUGCACCGCAAGCCCUCCUCUGUUCACAAGGCGGUGGUAUUUUAGACUUUAACAAAUGCACAACGAACUCUGAAUCUAUAGAUUUGGAUCUUAAAUAUCACGAGGAUGGGGAAAAUCAUGCGAAUCGAGGGGGAUUAAUUGCUUACAGAGAAAAAUCUACGCUUGACCUACUUUGUAAAAGUCUCGCCCUCACCACUAAACUUUAAUUCAUCAUUGUUAAUUAAUUGCAGUGGCUGAGCCCACAGGUUCGUUGAAAUGUCGAUUUUUUAUUAAUAACGUGUUAGGGAGAUGAUCUUUCAUAUAGAAAUAUCGCAAAACACUGAACAUGAGAUUCAUUUUUGUCCCUAUCUUUUUUCUCUGUCCACUGAAAAAAUCAAGCGAAAAACGAAUCUAGAUGGAUAUCUAUCUCGUUCCAAUUUAAAAUGUUGCAACAUGGUUCUUAUGUACAUUACGACUGCUCCCAACAAACUUCGCAAUUGAUUUCCUUAAGAUUACAGGAAUAAAGAAUUUGUCGGCAUGAGUUUCAUUACUAUUCCUUGUUCUUUCUUUUCGAUUAAAAAUGUGAUGAAAGAAUGUAACGAAUGAAACGUAAUGAAAGAAUGAAUCAAUUGGAGACGCUUACCAUUUUCAGUUGUUAAAAAAAAAUCACUUUAUUUGUCCACUUCCAGAAUGGAUAUUUUCAUUGAUUUUUAUGUACAUUAACAGCUCUCACAAUGAGUUUUACAAUUAAUUCCAAUAAAUACGGGUCAUUUCUUCUCACAUUAACACACGGUAAUGAAUGCUAGUGUAUACACUAUAGUUUUUUGUUCUUUGGGCUAGUUACAGUAUUAUAUACAUAUAUAUCCGCAUGCUACAUGCCCUCUCCCAAUUCCUCAAUUUCAUCCCACCUGUAACAUUUCAUUAAACAUUUAUAAAUAUUAAAAUUCGAAUAAUUACGAGUGUUCAGUCUUAAUUGUAAAACUCUGAGAUCAACAUUAAAUAUUUCACUCAACCGAAUUGCUCCUUGUUUCUCAAAUAAAUAAUCUGACUGGUUUGUACUUUAAAAAAAACUCAUGUUGUUUUUUCACAUUUUGUAAAUAAGGAAAUGUUAAAUGUAUUUUCAACAGUUAAAAUAUUUUCGUUGUUGUUGACGGAUUCAGAGAAUAAAAUUGUUCAACUGUGGAA
This is a messenger RNA of Diachasmimorpha longicaudata, 2999 nucleotides long. It is a transcript of the gene Ipp, whose product is annotated as inositol polyphosphate 1-phosphatase. The record is from RefSeq and is a predicted model, not a curated record. Gene Ontology annotation, molecular function: inositol-1,4-bisphosphate 1-phosphatase activity. NCBI's taxonomy places the organism in Eukaryota, Metazoa, Arthropoda, Insecta, Hymenoptera, Braconidae. The transcript has 5 exons. Gene Ontology annotation, biological process: phosphatidylinositol phosphate biosynthetic process. The coding region runs from base 926 to 2041 and encodes 371 amino acids.